AUGGCUUCCGAUUCCAAAAAGGAUUUUCCUGCUGAUGACAAAGCUGGUACAGCAGAGAAUAAAACCUCCAAAGACGAAACAUCAUCUAAAGAUUCUGCGGCAGGACAAAGAGCUCCUUCUGGACCUGCAGCUGGGUUUCCAAGCAACCCUUUUGAUUUCUCGGGAAUGUCUGGUCUGCUCAAUGAUCCAAGUAUCAAGGAAUUGGCUGAACAGAUAGCAAAAGAUCCAUCAUUCAAUCAGAUGGCUGAGCAGCUUCAGAAAACUUUUCAAGGAGCUCCACAGGAUGGUGUCCCUAACUUUGAUAACCAACAAUAUUUUUCAACCAUGCAACAGGUUAUGCAGAAUCCUAAUUUUAUGACCAUGGCUGAGCGCCUGGGUAAUGCAUUGAUGCAGGAUCCAUCUAUGUCUGCCAUGCUUGAAAGUUUUGCUAGUCCAUCAAAUAAAGACCAGCUUGAAGAAAGAAUGGCACGCAUCAAGGAGGAUCCAUCACUGAAACAUAUUUUGGAGGAGAUAGAAACUGGUGGUCCUGCUGCUAUGAUGAGGUACUGGAAUGAUGAGGAUGUUUUGCGGAAGUUGGGACAAGCCAUGGGUCUUGCAAAUUCUGGAGAUGUAGGUGCCUCUGCCGAAAAUGCUGGGGGAGAUGAGACAGAAGAUUUGGGAAAUGAAGAUGAAUCAAUUGUUCAUCACACUGCUAGUGUUGGUGACGUGGAGGGCUUGAAAACUGCGCUAGCCUCAGGUGGUGACAAGGAUGAAGAAGAUUCAGAGGGAAGAACUGCUUUGCAUUUUGCCUGUGGAUAUGGCGAGGUGAAGUGUGCUCAAGUUCUCCUUGAGGCUGGAGCAAAAGUGGAUGCUUUGGACAAGAAUAAGAACACCGCUCUCCAUUAUGCAGCUGGUUAUGGCAGAAAGGAAUGUGUGGCCCUUCUCCUUGAAAAUGGUGCUGCAGUUACUCUCCAGAAUAUGGACGGGAAAACUCCUAUAGAUGUGGCCAAGCUAAACAAUCAAAAUGAAGUCCUGAAGCUACUUGAGAAAGAUGCCUUUCUGUAG
This is a messenger RNA of Sphenostylis stenocarpa, 1044 nucleotides long. NCBI's taxonomy places the organism in Eukaryota, Viridiplantae, Streptophyta, Magnoliopsida, Fabales, Fabaceae. The record is from the annotation of a GenBank genome assembly.